UGCGCCUCAGUUGAGUUUUUGUUGCGGACGAGUUAAGAUCAUAGAAAAGGCAAAAAUAUGUUGAAAAUCCGUAGUGGAAUUGCCGUAGCUCACAAGCAAGUGGCGGCCGUCUCUUUCAGUGGACAGCAGCGCCGGCAGACCACAGCUGCUGCAGCUCUAACCCGAGACGAUGCAGAGUGGCAGCAGGCGCGUCCCUUCAGGCAGGUGUCUCGGGCCAAUUUGAUUUCUCUGAUUCCCAAAAUGUUCAUGCCAGGGGGUAAAUAUAAGAACAAGGACCUUGCGGAGUUGAUAAUGGCCAUGCGCGAAGACUAUGGCAGCAUUCAUGUUGUGCCAGGCAUCAUGGGAGGACCUCCCAUGUUGAGUACACACAAUCCCAAGGACUUCGAGGUAGUAUUCCGGCACGAGGGCACGUGGCCAAAUCGGCCUGGCGCCGACGCUCUUUUGUACCAUCGGCAGACGCACUGA
Molecule: messenger RNA, 465 nt
Organism: Drosophila miranda
Lineage: Eukaryota; Metazoa; Arthropoda; Insecta; Diptera; Drosophilidae
Product: probable cytochrome P450 12a4, mitochondrial
Exons: 2
Coding region: 58-465 (135 amino acids)
Molecular function (GO): oxidoreductase activity, acting on paired donors, with incorporation or reduction of molecular oxygen; monooxygenase activity; iron ion binding
Source: RefSeq, a predicted model, not a curated record